This is a messenger RNA of Boeremia exigua, 1353 nucleotides long. Its product is annotated as Leo1-like protein-domain-containing protein. The coding region runs from base 1 to 1353 and encodes 450 amino acids. Gene Ontology annotation, molecular function: RNA polymerase II C-terminal domain phosphoserine binding. The record is from RefSeq and is a predicted model, not a curated record. NCBI's taxonomy places the organism in Eukaryota, Fungi, Ascomycota, Dothideomycetes, Pleosporales, Didymellaceae. Gene Ontology annotation, cellular component: Cdc73/Paf1 complex; nucleus. Gene Ontology annotation, biological process: transcription elongation by RNA polymerase II; positive regulation of transcription elongation by RNA polymerase II. The transcript has 2 exons.
AUGUCUGACGCCGGCAGUGAUGCCGCGAAGGGUCUCUCAGACAACGAGGCCGGAGCUGCUGUCGCGCCAGCAGAGAGCGAAAUUGGGGGGACACCGCGUGACACAGUCGAAGAGAAUGGCCUAGACGAUGAGGACGAUCUGUUCGGUGAUGGGGGAUCGCAGCGCAAGCUCGAAGAUGAGGAGCUCGACUCUGGCGACGACGAGGCACGCGACGACCGGGCACCCCAAGCUGUUGAAUACGAACAAGAGCAGCAGACACUGUCUUUCAUGGAGACAGACCUCGCACGACAUGCUGUCCCAGAGCCUACCGAUGGCGAGCUGUAUGCUUUGAAGGUGCCGCGAUUUUUGGCAUUCGAGCCAACUGUGUUCAACCACAAGACAUUCCAGGCGCCAACAACAGAUCACCACUCGAAGUUUGGUGCCUCCGAGCAUUUCUCCGCAUACGAUACCGCCAUGUCGACAAUUCGCUGGCGACGGUCGCCCUCAAAUCAGGCAGAGCUACAGUCUAAUGCGCGUAUCCUGCGCUGGUCUGACGGUUCAUUGACUCUGCAGUUCGCCAGCAAUCCGACCACACAGUUCGACAUUGAUGCAAACACACUUGCCCCGCCACAAAUCAACCCCAGGAUUCCUACACCUACUUCCUCGAAGCAUGGCCUGAAAAGUGACAAGGAGAGCUACACAUAUCUCGUUGCCCCCUAUGAGGAGGCUCAGAUUAUGCGCGUGACAAACAAGUUCACCACUGCCCUGAGUGUUGUGCCUGCCGCAAAUUUGAAGGAUGCUGCGCUCGAGAAGCUGCAGAACGACUUGGCAGCUGCAGCCACCCGUGGCCGAGACGAAGCUGAUCAGGCAAUUUCGUUCGUCAAAGUCGACGAAGACCCUGACCUCAUCAGGCAACGUGAGGAGGCUACAUUCAAAGAAAAGCAGCGACAACUGAGGGCGAAGGAAAAGCACGCUGAGCGACAAGCCGAGCGCGCAAACCGUGGCGUAGGGGGUCAUCGUGGCGCGCGCUCAGCAGGUCUCAGCAUUGACGACCUUGAAGACGGUGAUGGCGCCCCCCGAUCGAAGAAGCCCCGUCCGAAGUCGGGCUUACGACGAGACUGGAGCGACGACGAAGACUACGGCCGUGGUCCCGGCAGGAACCGCGAAGACGAUUACGACGAAGAAGACGAUUUUAUCGCGGCCAGUGACGAGGAGCCGGAGAUUGUCGAAGAUGAUGACGACCCGGAUGAAGGUAUCGCUCCAAGCCCUAAGAGGCGCGGCGGCGGCCACGAUGACGAUGACGAUGCGGAGGUGGUUCCCGCCCAUCGGAUAAAACGGAGACGAGUUGUGGAUGAUGACGAAGACGACGAGUAG